GAUACGACACGACGCGCGAGAUGACUUACCAGAACCGGGGUGGGUCCCACUUCCCUACUCAUCACACGCCGUCAACCACACGUUUCAGAUCACUUCCUACUUCCAUUUCAAACGACGCCGUUAGGUAUUACGGUCCAGACAGAAGACCAGUACCAUCAAUCCGUCGGUCGGCGUCUAAUCUAAUCCCUCGUACAUGAUGCGUGGGGCCCAAAAAUGGCCGGAGGUAGCGCAGUCGUAGAGCUUAGGAUAAGACGGCCUCAGCGGAUUCCAUACUCGCAGCCUCGCUUUCGAAUUGGAUGUUUCAGAUUUGUAUUUUCUUCGUCAGUUUUUUAAUCUUUACCGCCAUCGCCUAUUGGAGCUCUGAAUUGUUGCUGGCUUUGAUGCCAUUGCCAUUGGCAUACAAGUAACGCGAACGCAAACGCCAACUUCAUAUUCUCUUAUUCAUCAUCUUCACUGGUGUUCCGAUUCCAAGGAAGAAGACGAAGCGCUGAGACGAUGAAGAAAAAACCGCUUAAUCCUGUUGUUUUACUCCACAUUAUCUUCGUUUUACUUUUCUCUGCCUGUUUUUGCUUCGCCAAUCGUGAUAUGGAAGCGCUCUUGCAGAUGAAGAGCGCCUUGAUUGGACCGGGGAUGUCGGGGCUUCACGAUUGGGAGCCGUCGUCAUCGCCUUCUGGACAUUGCGCUUUCUCCGGUGUCUCAUGCGACGUCGAUUACAGAGUUGUUUCGCUUAACGUCUCGAAUUUUCGUCUAUUUGGCCGGAUUUCGCUGGCGAUUGGAAUGCUGGACAAACUUGUGAACCUAACAUUGGUGAAUAAUAAUCUCACUGGAGAGCUUCCUCUGGAAAUGGCGAAACUCACGUCCCUUAGGACUCUUAACCUCUCCAACAACGCCUUCCGUGACAAUUUACCGGCGGAAAUCAUGCUCGGAAUGACGGAACUCGAGGUCUUCGAUAUUUAUAACAACGAGUUUAGCGGGCCGCUUCCGGAGGAGUUCGUGAAGCUGAAGAAGCUUAAGUAUCUUGACCUCGGCGGAUGCUACUUCACCGGUCAGAUUCCGGAGGUUUACUCUGAGAUGCAGACGUUGGAGUUCUUGAGCGUUCGGGGAAAUGGGCUUAGCGGAAGGAUUCCGGCGAGUUUGGCGCGGUUGAAGAAUCUGAGAUAUCUUUACGCCGGGUAUUUUAACCAUUACGACGGCGGAAUUCCGUCCGAGUUUGGAUCGUUGAGUUCCCUUGAGCUUCUCGAUUUAGGAUACUGUAAUCUCUCAGGUGAAAUUCCUCCGAGUUUGGGGAAUUUGAGGCACCUGCAUACUUUGUUUCUACAAAUAAAUAAUCUUACUGGUCGGAUUCCCUCGGAACUUUCUGGUUUGGUUAGUCUCAAAUCGCUGGACCUCUCGCUGAACGAACUCACCGGAGAGAUACCGGCGAGUUUCGCGGCACUGCAGAACAUUACGCUGAUCAAUUUGUUCAGCAACAAACUUCACGGUCCAAUUCCUUCUUUCGUCGGUGAUUUUCCGCAUCUCGAAGUGCUUCAGUUGUGGAGCAACAAUUUCACGCUCGAACUCCCCGAGAAUCUCGGGCGCAACGGAAAACUGUUUCUGCUCGACGUGGCCACCAACCACCUCACUGGACUCAUUCCUCCGGAUUUAUGCAAAGGUAGUUUGAAGAUUUUGAUUCUGUUGGAUAAUUACUUCUUCGGGCCCAUCCCUGAGGAACUAGGACACUGUGCAUCGCUCACGAAAAUAAGAAUUGCGGGAAAUUUCUUCAAUGGAACGGUUCCGGCUGGAUUCUUCAAUUUUCCCGUGUUGGAGCUACUCGAUGUCAGUUAUAAUUACUUCUCCGGCGCCCUUCCAUAUCAAAUGUCAGGAGAGUCUCUUGGAAGUCUACAGCUUAGUUACAACCACAUCACCGGGGAAAUUCCGGCGGCUAUUAAGAAUUUAAAAAACUUGCAGGUUCUUUCUCUGGAUCAUAACCACUUCACCGGAGAGUUGCCUUUGGGAAUAUUUGAAUUUAAUAAGUUGCUGAAGAUCAAUAUGAGCAAUAACAACAUAAGCGGCGAAAUUCCGCAUUCGGUCGUUCACUGCACGUCUUUAACGUCAAUUGAUCUCAGUGUAAAUUUCCUCGUAGGCCAAAUCCCCAAGGGAAUUUCGAAACUGAAAAUCUUGAGCGUCCUGAAUUUUUCGGGAAAUCGACUGACGGGCCAAAUUCCGAACGAGAUUCGGUCGAUGAUGAGUCUCACGACUCUAGAUUUGUCACACAACAACUUCUUCGGUAGAAUUCCCACCGGCGGCCAGUUUUCGGUAUUCAACGUCAGCGCAUUCGCCGGAAACCCUAACCUCUGCUUCCCCAACCACGGGCCUUGUGCAUCUCUACACAGCAAUUUCAGAUCCUUUAAGCUGAUCAUUCCAGUCGUUGCGAUAUUUACUGUCCUGUUAUGCAUACUCGCCGCUGUUUACCUCCGGAAGCGAAAGAGGAUUCAGAAAUCAAAGGCUUGGAAGCUCACGGCGUUUCAACGCCUGAACUUCAAAGCGGAAGACGUCCUCGAGUGCUUAAAGGAGGAAAACAUCAUCGGCAAAGGCGGCGCCGGCGUGGUGUACCGUGGAUCUAUGCCGGACGGUUCCAUCGUCGCGAUCAAACUGCUGUUGGGAAGCGGCCGGAACGACCACGGUUUCUCCGCCGAAAUCCAGACACUAGGGCGAAUCAAGCACCGGAAUAUCGUCAGGCUUUUGGGCUACGUGUCGAACAGAGACACGAAUCUGCUGCUGUACGAGUACAUGCCCAAUGGGAGCUUGGACCAGAGGCUGCAUGGAGCGAAAGGCGCACAUCUGCACUGGGACUUGCGGUACAAGAUCGCGAUGGAAGCCGCCAAAGGGCUCUGUUACUUGCACCAUGAUUGUACGCCGCUGAUCAUUCACAGAGACGUGAAGUCCAAUAAUAUACUGCUGGAUAAGUUCUUUGAGGCGCAUGUGUCGGACUUUGGGCUCGCCAAAUUCUUGCAGAACGGCGGCGCGUCCGAGUGCAUGUCCUCCAUUGCCGGCUCCUACGGCUACAUCGCUCCAGAAUACGCCUACACACUGAAAGUGGACGAGAAAAGCGACGUGUACAGCUUUGGUGUAGUACUGCUGGAGCUGAUAGCCGGGAGGAAGCCAGUGGGCGAUUUCGGAGAAGGCGUGGACAUAGUGAGGUGGGUCCUGAAAACCACAUCGGAGCUGUCUCAGCCGUCGGAUGCAGCCUCAGUAUUAGCCGUGGUGGACUCGCGGCUCACCGAAUACCCUCUCCAAUGCGUGAUCCACCUCUUCAAAAUAGCGAUGAUGUGCGUGGAGGAAGACAGCUCCGCAAGGCCAACCAUGAGGGAGGUCGUCCACAUGCUCUCCAACCCCCCAAGGUCUGCCCCUACCCUCAUCGACCUCUAAUAAAACACACUUUUUUCUGUCAAUAAAAAUGAAGCUGCCAAACAUCUCAUCAACUCUUAACCAACAAAAAGAAGAUAUUUAGAUAUGUAUACAUGAAUCUAUCUGUAAUUAACUAGUAUUGUGAGGUGAUUAAUGGCGUGCUUAUGUUAUCUAAUCUGUGAGUAGUGGUCGUGAACAUAUUUUGUACUUCAAAUGUUAAUAUAUGGAUUGGUAUCUUGGUUGUAGUGUA
Messenger RNA from Momordica charantia (bitter melon), 3637 nucleotides. It is a transcript of the gene CLV1, whose product is annotated as Leucine-rich receptor-like protein kinase family protein. Gene Ontology annotation, biological process: protein phosphorylation. Gene Ontology annotation, molecular function: ATP binding; receptor serine/threonine kinase binding; protein kinase activity. The record is from RefSeq and is a predicted model, not a curated record. Lineage: Eukaryota; Viridiplantae; Streptophyta; Magnoliopsida; Cucurbitales; Cucurbitaceae.